ACUAAUUAAAUUAUUUUGAAUCUUAUUUCAAUAAGUUUAGAAUUUACGUUACCUUAUUUUGAUACCACGAUGCCGCGACGUGCCGCAGGAUGACGCGACACGCCGCAGGAUGCGGCGGUAUGACGUGGCACGCCAUUGCAUCCCGUGAGACAUAUGGGUCAUUUUUGGAUCGAGGAAUUAUGAUUGCUAGCUAGUUGAAAUAAGGUUGAAACUUGUGCAGCAUUUCGAUGGGGCGCAUUCCGGUCGGUGCGCGGGGGCAAGGGAGGAGAAAACGCACUGGCGCGCGCGAUUUUUUCUCUCACACUGACUGAGCGUGGCAAGUAAAUUAGCACGUGCGUACGCGAUACAGUAAAUUACUUCACGUAAAAUACGGGAAAAUGGAUGAAGAGAAAUUGAUUAAUCUGGUUCGUUCGCAUGAGUGUAUAUACGAUGUCUCCUCUCGUUUCUACAUGGAUCAACAUAUGAAAAGGAACGCAUGGCAGAAAAUUGCAGAAGAAAUGAAUAAAACCCAUGAAGAAUGUCAGAAGGCAUGGAGCUGCCUUCGUAACAAUUAUAGAAAAGCCUUAAAAAACAGGGUGUCCAAAAGCGGUGACGCUGCCAAAAAGAGGCGACCAAUUAAAUUUGAAAAGGAACUUGAAUUUCUGCAAAAGUUUUUUCAAGACAGACCUCAGCUCUCAAAUUUAGACUCUUCUUCCGACGAUACACAGCUUUCCGAAGAUACGCAGAAUAUCGAAAAUACACAACCUCCCAAAACAGCAUCAACUGUUAAUUUUCCCGAAGCACAAUCGCCUGUAUCUCAAAUGUCGUGUUCAUCCCAUGCAUCAGAUUCUAGACCAGCUAGACAUGUUCGUCAGCGAUCAUACAUGUCAUCGCAAACACAGUAUACAGAAACAACAGCAGAAAUAUUAAAAAAAUACAUUGAAAACCAAAAGAAGGAACAACAUCCUAUGGAGAUAUAUUUUCAAGCAAUGGCGGCAACAGCGAAGACUUUGUCACCAAAAUUACAAGCUGAAAUAAAACGCGAUGUUUUACGUAUUGUUACUGAUGCAGAAAUAAAGCAUUUGGAAAAUGUGGAGUUAAGUUCAGUUGUGCAGCGAAGUCGUCCUUCGACAUCAAGUUCAGGAUUCGAUAUUUCAAAUGAAUUUCAUUCAUCUCAGCAAUACGCACCAACUUCUGUUGCCAGAACCCAUAAUACAACUAUCGAAAGAAGAAAUCCUUUACACAAUUUUUCUUCAUUUAAUAAGCCCGAACAACAAUAUAACACCGAACCAAACUAUGGUACUACUCAUAUAGAAUACAUACCUACUCCUAUAUCCAGACAUCAACAUAAUAGUGAUAUAUAUGACAAUAACUCCAAUAUUCAAUUGCCGGAUUAUGAAAACUAA
Messenger RNA from Bicyclus anynana (squinting bush brown), 1385 nucleotides. RefSeq lists its product as uncharacterized. Gene Ontology annotation, biological process: regulation of transcription by RNA polymerase II. The record is from RefSeq and is a predicted model, not a curated record. The transcript has 2 exons. The coding region runs from base 378 to 1385 and encodes 335 amino acids. Lineage: Eukaryota; Metazoa; Arthropoda; Insecta; Lepidoptera; Nymphalidae. Gene Ontology annotation, cellular component: nucleus; transcription regulator complex.